Drosophila mauritiana is the source of this 4206-nucleotide messenger RNA. RefSeq names its product flocculation protein FLO11. The record is from RefSeq and is a predicted model, not a curated record. The transcript has 2 exons. The coding region runs from base 16 to 3960 and encodes 1314 amino acids. Gene Ontology annotation, cellular component: extracellular region. Lineage: Eukaryota; Metazoa; Arthropoda; Insecta; Diptera; Drosophilidae. Gene Ontology annotation, molecular function: chitin binding.
CAAUGUGCUUUUAAAAUGCAAGUCGUGAAAGUCCUUUGGGCUUUUCUUUGGAUCCUUCCCAAGGCCCUGGGAAAGGACUUCUGUGCGGGGCAAUCGUUUGGAUCCAGAGCAGUCGACUCCGCAGAUCCCCAAUCGUAUUACCUCUGCCUUGGUUUCAUUGGCCCUAUAAAAAAUACCUGCAAGAAUGGAUACUUGUUCGAUGCUCAAACGCAGGGAUGUGUGAUUAUGAACAAUGCAACUCAAUCUAUCAAAAAAUCAGAUGAUAAUAAGAAGGAAGUAAACAUCAAGCAAAAUAUCAGCGUGGAUAGACCCCUUAUAUUCAACAUCUUCGGAAACUUCAAUUUCUUCGCCAGUCUGUGGGGCAAUUCUCAUGAGGCAACGCCUUCGCCCUUGAAACCCAACCCAAUUGCCCAUUUCCAAUUUAUGAACAGUGCCGUUGGAGUUGAACCUUUGUCGCAGGAUAAUCUUGCUGAGAAGGAUAAGGAUAUUAAAUUCAGCUCUUUGGAUUCAUACUCAACUGAUGGUGCAACAGAUAGUUCGACGCAGGAAUCCUCCACACGAGUGCCUGAAGAUGCUUCAUCGACUGAUUCUAUACAAGAAAGUUCCACACAAGAAAGUCGCUCAAGCACAGAAGCAUCCUUAGAUGAUAUAAUAUGGAGCUCUGAAAGUAUCGUGCCUACGGAAUCAUCAACACCCAUUAUUUCAAGUUCGACGGAAGAUAGUUGGUCAAGCUCGGAAAGUCCUGUGUCCACCGAACCAUCUACAGGAGCGACAGAUGAUUCUUCGUCAACAGAAUCUUUACCAGAUAGUACGACCCAAGAAAGUAGCACUGAAAGUCCCUCGCCUACCGAAUCAUCAACAGCAGUGACAGACCAGUCUUCGUCGACAGAACCGUCACAGGACAGUACGACCCAAGAAAGUAGCUCAAGCACGGAAAGUCCUUUGUCUACUGAAUCAUCUACAGAAGCUGCUGAGUCUUCUUCAACAGAAUCUUCACAAGAUAGUACGACACAAGAAAGUAGCUCUAGCACUGAAGGUCCUUUGACUACUGAAUCAUCUACAGAAGCUACUGAGUCUUCUUCAACAGAAUCUUCACAAGAUAGUUCGACACAAGAAAGUAGCUCUAGCACUGAAGGUCCUUUAUCUACUGAAUCAUCUACAGAACCUACUAAUGAGUCUUCCUCUACAGAAUCUUCACAGGAUAGUACGACCCAAGAAAGUAGCUCAAGCACUGAAGGUCCUUUGACUACUGAAUCAUCUACAGAACCUACUAAUGAGUCUUCCUCUACAGAAUCUUCACAAGAUAGUACGACCCAAGAAAGUAGCUCAAGCACUGAAGGUCCUUUGACUACUGAAUCAUCUACAGAACCUGCUAAUGAGUCUUCCUCUACAGAAUCUUCACAAGAUAGUACGACCCAAGAAAGUAGCACUAGCUCUGAAGGUCCUUUGUCUACUGAAUCAUCUACAGAAGCUACUGAGUCUUCUUCAACAGAAUCUUCACAAGAUAGUUCGACACAAGAAAGUAGCUCUAGCACUGAAGGACCUUUGACUACUGAAUCAUCUACAGAACCUGCUAAUGAGUCUUCCUCUACAGAAUCUUCACAAGAUAGUACGACCCAAGAAAGUAGCACUAGCUCUGAAGGUCCUUUGUCUACUGAAUCAUCCACAGAACCUUCUAAUGAGUCGUCCUCUACAGAAUCUUCACAAGAUAGUACGACCCAAGAAAGUAGCUCUAGCUCUGAAGGUCCUUUGUCUACUGAAUCAUCUACAGAAGCUACUGAGUCUUCUUCAACAGAAUCUUCACAAGAUAGUACGACCCAAGAAAGUAGCUCAAGCACUGAAGGUCCUUUGACUACUGAAUCAUCUACAGAACCUUCUAAUGAGUCGUCCUCUACUGAAUCUUCACAAGAUAGUACGACCCAAGAAAGUAGCUCUAGCACUGAAAGUCCUUUGACUACUGAAUCAUCUACAGAACCUGCUAAUGAGUCUUCCUCUACAGAAUCUUCACAAGAUAGUACGACCCAAGAAAGUAGCACUAGCUCUGAAGGUCCUUUAUCUACUGAAUCAUCUACAGAAGCUACUGAGUCUUCUUCAACAGAAUCUUCACAAGAUAGUUCGACACAAGAAAGUAGCUCUAGCACUGAAGGUCCUUUGACUACUGAAUCAUCUACAGAACCUUCUAAUGAGUCGUCCUCUACUGAAUCUUCACAAGAUAGUACGACCCAAGAAAGUAGCUCUAGCACUGAAGGUCCUUUGUCUACUGAAUCAUCUACAGAAGCUAAUGAGUCUUCUUCAACAGAAUCUUCACAAGAUAGUUCGACACAAGAAAGUAGCUCUAGCACUGAAGGUCCUUUGACUACUGAAUCAUCUACAGAACCUUCUAAUGAGUCGUCCUCUACUGAAUCUUCACAAGAUAGUACGACCCAAGAAAGUAGCUCUAGCACUGAAGGUCCUUUAUCUACUGAAUCAUCUACAGAACCAGCUAAUGAAUCUUCCUCUACAGAAUCUUCACAAGAUAGUACGACCCAAGAAAGUAGCUCCAGCACUGAAGGUCCUUUGUCUACCGAGUCAUCUACAGAAGUGACAGAGGUGCCAUCGCCAACAGAGUCUUUACCAAACAGUUCGACGCGAGAAACUCCAUGUACCACCGAUAAUCCCUCUAGCUCUGAGCCUUCACCAAGUACCCCAGGUGAUGAUGGCAACCCCGGAAACAGUGGAUCUGAGAAUGAAAACUCCUCCACAAGUGGAGCUCCAUGUACCACCGAUAAUACCUCAAGCCCAGAAUCUUCACCAAGUACCCCUAAAAAUGAUGACGACUCCGGAAACAGUGGGUCUGAAAGCGGAAUCACUUCCACUAGUGGAUCUCCUUGUACCACCGAUAAUCCCUCUAGCUCUGAGCCUUCACCAAGUACCCCAGGUGAUGAUGGCAACCCCGGAAACAGUGGAUCUGAGAAUGAAAACUCCUCCACAAGUGGAGCUCCAUGUACCACCGAUAAUCCCUCAAGCUCAGAAUCUUCGCCAAGUACCCCUAAAAAUGAUGACGACUCCGGAAACAGUGGGUCUGAAAGCGGAAUCACUUCCACUAGUAGAGCUCCGCAUACGACCGAUAAUCCAGCAAUCCCUAAGCCCUCGCCAAGUGCCCCGGAAAAUCCUGGAGAUUCCGGAAACAGUUCAUCGGAAUCUCCGCCAGCAGGCAUGACUCCAUCUACGCCCAAUCCACCAAUAAAGAGUACCACAAGUUCGUAUACUGCCCAUCCGACUCCAAAAUAUACAACCGAGGGUAAUAAAUCUGGAACCUCAACAUUAAAACCCCCAACUGGAACGACCCCUGGUCAUCAAGAGGAAAGAACUGACUGUAGCAAGAUGCCGAAUGGAGUCUUUCUGCGGGACUUACAGUCAUGCAAUAAAUAUUAUGUAUGUCUAAAUGGUAAAGCAAUUGCUGGCCACUGCCCCAGAAAUCUGUACUUCGACAUUAAGAGGAAAGUCUGCAAUUUUCCCAGUCUAGUGGAUUGUCCACUCGAUGACUCCCCAGAAAAUGUAACUCAAAAGCCCUCGGACACCGAAUCGCCUCCCGACUGUAAGUCCUUGCGGAAUGGCGCCUAUGUUAGAGAUCCAAAGUCAUGUAGCAGGUUUUAUGUUUGCGCCAAUGGACGGGCAAUACCUCGACAGUGCCCCCAGGGUCUACACUUUGACAUAAAAUCCAACUUUUGUAACUACCCAAUCUUGGUGCAGUGCUCCUUGGUGGAAUCUCAGGCUGAUGCACACGGAGCAUUACUGGCGGAGGGAGUCCCCGACUGCACCAAAGUGAAAGAGGAUACACGAUUUGGAGACGUCAAGCAGCAUAACAAGUAUUAUGUUUGCUUGAAUGGUAAAGCGGUUUUGCAUUACUGCAGUCCGGGAAAUUGGUUCGACCUUCGCAGCCAGAAAUGCGUUGACCAGCGCCUGGCUAAGGUGACCUAAGCACUCGCUACAUAUUAGAGGCAUUAUCCAUAAUCUAGGCUUAGAAAUGCGGUGAAAGGGUUUUGAAUAUAAGUAUAUAUAUACAAUGGGUUGAUGGGUAAAAUUACUUGCAUUAUACUAUUUUAGAGUGGUUACUGACACAGAAGUUACAAGCAGACUCUAAUACGACCUAGCCAGUUGAAGUGUUCAAUAAAUUACUUUAUCUGUCUGGGAUAUACAAAACGAAUAAAGUAAUGUUUUAUUUAA